UUUUCACAUGAAGAGAAUUUAGCUCACUAUAUAAAGUUGAAUAAGCUGGACGGCUCCUGCUUUACUGGAGGCUUUGAAAAGGAAAUUCCUGUUCUUGUAAUUAUUGCUGCAGCCUGCAGGGCUAUUUCAGGAGCAGUCUUCAAUGGAGAUUUCAUCCAUUAAAGGGUUAUCUGAGCCGGGAUUAAUGGAGGAAACUGGUUUCAUCAACCAGUGGCACAUGAACUCUCUUGAUGACGACUUCAACUUACUGCCUGUAGCAGCUGCAUUUGGGGAGAAUUUACAGCACUAUUACACUCUCCCGGUGGCUCAAACAGCCAUUGAUAGGCCCCCGAAACAGCUCAAAACAAACUCUUGGAGUUCACCACAAGUUGCUUUUAAUCCCACUGAUAUUCCUUCUGCCAAUUCAACCACAUUGAAUCGUCAAAUGAGCUUUCUGAAACCUAAAGAGGAGGAAGUGUUUUCUAAAAUCUUCAGUGGUCUUCCUGCUGAUCAUAUGGUGACUUCUCAGGGUUCCAUUGUGCACCCAAAUUUUGCGUUUAAUGGGUCUCAGGGAAAUCGGAGGAGCAGCCCCGGAAGUAAACUUUCUCAAUCACAAGAUCACAUUAUCGCUGAAAGGAAGCGGCGAGAGAAGCUGAGCCAGCGGUUUGUAGCUUUAUCUGCAAUAGUUCCAGGCCUGAAGAAGAUGGACAAGGUUUCUGUUCUUGGUGAUGCAAUUAAGUACUUGAAGCAACUGCAAGAGAAAGUGAAGACCCUUGAGGAACAAUCAAUGAAGAAAAGCAUGGAAUCUGUGGUGUUUGUGAAGAAAACUCAACUCUUUGCAGAAAAUGGCAACUCCUCCUCUGAUGAAGAUUCACCAACAGGUCACUUCAAUGACCCAUUACCGGAAAUAGAAGCAAGAUUUUGUGACAAAAAUGUUCUGAUAAGAGUCCACUGUGAGAAAAGAAAAGGGGUCUUUGAGAAAACUGUAGCUGAAAUAGAGAAGCUGCACCUAACUGUCAUCAACAGCAGUGUCAUGACUUUUGCUACUUCUGCUCUUGAUAUAACCAUUAUUGCUCAGAUGGAUGUGGAAUUCAAAAUGAGUGUGAAAGAUCUGGUGAAGAGUCUACACUCAACUUUCCAAAAUUUCAUGUGAAAUUUCCUCUUGAGAAGUUUGUUUUCUCCUGCUGAAUUCCACAGAAGACUAGCAAAAUAUAUCCCCUCAUAUAUAUAUAUAUAUAGAG
This is a messenger RNA of Mangifera indica (mango), 1220 nucleotides long. RefSeq names its product transcription factor bHLH25-like. Gene Ontology annotation, molecular function: protein dimerization activity. The coding region runs from base 143 to 1132 and encodes 329 amino acids. The transcript has 5 exons. Lineage: Eukaryota; Viridiplantae; Streptophyta; Magnoliopsida; Sapindales; Anacardiaceae. The record is from RefSeq and is a predicted model, not a curated record.